AUGAUGGCAGCUCGCCCCCAAUUGCGUCUAUUUUCAGCCUUGCGUGUUCCUCCCUCUGCACGCCGCUUUGCGACUGAGUCGCGGUUAACCUCGGACCAUGUCCGCAUCGUGGAGGUUGGCCCUCGAGAUGGACUGCAAAACGAGAAGAAGUCCAUUUCGAUGGAUACGAAGCUCGAACUGAUCCGCAGACUGGCUAAGACAGGUGUGACUACCAUCGAGGCCGGUUCUUUUGUCCCUGCCAAAUGGGUACCACAGAUGGCAAGCACAUCGGAGAUAUGUGAGCAUCUGCUCACUACACCACCGAAAGCGCAAGAUACGAUUGCAUACAACUACCUUGUCCCCAACAUCAGAGGAUUAGAGAACUUGGUGAAGAUCAUGGAAACCACAGGCGUCCCCGCAGAUGCGACUGGGUCAACAUCGAAGGCUGCCACAACAACAGAGGUCUCUCUUUUCGCCGCUGCCACCGAAGCUUUCUCGCAAGCCAACACCAACUGCUCAAUUGCCGAGUCGCUUGAGCGAAUUAAGCCCAUUGUCUCAUUAGCAAAGACAAAGAAUAUCCGAGUCCGCGGUUAUGUCUCUGUCGCCCUCGGAUGCCCUUAUGAGGGCCCGGACGUGGAUCCCGUCAAGGUCGCUGAGAUCACUGCUACUUUGCUCGAGAUGGGAGCAGACGAGGUCUCGGUUGCGGACACCACUGGCAUGGGCACUGCGCCACGAACUAUGGAACUUCUCCUUGCGCUGAAGGCAGCUGGCAUAGCAAACACAGAUUUGGCCCUCCACUUCCAUGAUACCUAUGGUCAGGCCUUGGUGAACACUAUCGUUGGCCUGGAGCACGGUGUUCGCAUCUUUGAUAGCAGCGUUGGAGGUCUUGGUGGCUGCCCGUUUUCCAAAGGUGCAACUGGAAAUGUGUCGACAGAAGAUCUUGUCCACACAGUUCACAGUCUGGGGAUGCACACGGGGAUCAGUCUGGAGGAGAUGUCAAAGAUUGGAUCCUGGAUCAGCGGAGAGUUGGGCCGGGCUAAUGAGAGCCGCGCUGGCAAGGCGACUGUCUCUCGUCUGUCGGCAGAAAAAGCAUCACUGUGA
This is a messenger RNA of Penicillium antarcticum, 1080 nucleotides long. Its product is annotated as hydroxymethylglutaryl-CoA lyase. The transcript is spliced from 2 exons. Gene Ontology annotation, molecular function: hydroxymethylglutaryl-CoA lyase activity. Bases 1 to 1080 code for a protein of 359 amino acids. Gene Ontology annotation, biological process: ketone body biosynthetic process; L-leucine catabolic process. NCBI's taxonomy places the organism in Eukaryota, Fungi, Ascomycota, Eurotiomycetes, Eurotiales, Aspergillaceae. The record is from RefSeq and is a predicted model, not a curated record.